GUCUGUUGUGGUAUUUCGACUGUAGUUUGCUGCGUCGUCCUUUACUUUUCUGACUCCACCUCACGAGAGAUAGCCGCGCAUCUGCAGGAAGUUGUGACUUUUUGGAGGGUCCGGGAGGCGCAGGCGGGGCGGUGAGAGCGGCGGCGGAGCGGCUGUCCUUUCCCCGGGCACUGCCAUGUAGUUUGCGGGCAGAAUGAGCCGUCAGCACGCCGCGGACGGAGCAGAGGAGCACGCCGUGCAGCAGGAGAAUGAACUGGAAGCUCUCGCCUCGAUCUUUGGAGAUGAUUUCCAGGAUCUGCGGAGCAAGGACCCCUGGAAGGUUAAAAGACCUCCGGAGAUGUACCUCUGCCUGCGGCCCAACGGGCUGAACAACGGCCAGGAGUGCUACGCCACCGUGGACCUGCACGUCAAAUGCCCCUGCAACUACCCAGACGUGCCUCCGGAGCUGGAACUGAAGAACGCCAAAGGCCUGUCGAACGAAAACCUCCAAAACCUCCAGAGUGAACUCACCAAGCUGGCAGUGGUGCGUUGUGGAGAGGUGAUGAUUUACGAGCUGGCGGACCAUAUCCAGGGCUUCCUGAGCGAGCACAACAAGCCCCCGCCUCGCUCCUUUCACGAGGAGAUGUUGAAGAACCAGCAGAGGCAGCAGGAGAAGCGAGCCCUGGAGGAGCAGCAGAGGAUGGACCAGCGGCGCAAACAGGAGGAGGAGAUGGAAAAAGAGAUCAUGGCUGUUAUCCAAAGAAGAGAGGAGGAGAAGCGAGAGGAAAGGAGAAGAAAGGAAAUCGCGAAACAGGAACGACUCGAGAGCAUAGAACAGUCGGCGUCAGUGUUAGGAAAAAGCCCGCCCAGUCCGAGUGGAGGUCCUUCAGAUUUCACUGAAGCCAAGAGGGCAGCUGGUAACCGACGAAGGACUACCUCAAAUACCCGCCACAGACGUGACACGUUUAAUGAAGACAACAAUCGCUCGCAGGAGCUCCUCCACUUCAGCAGCAGCACUUUUGGAGAGCUUGUUGUGCACAGAGGGAAAAGUUUAGGUGGAAGCGAACGGCUCGGCCGGGACGUUUAUUACGGAUUUGAAGCGAACUCGGGGGAGUUUGCCGUGAUCUAUGAGUGGUCGCUGCGCUGGAACAAGAAGAUGGGCAAGUUCUUCACCUCACAGGAGAAAGGAAAAAUCGAGAACUGCAAAAAGCAGAUCCACGGGGCAGAAAACGAAUUCAACUCUCUCCUGCGGCUGGAUCACCCGAACCUGGUGCACUACAUGGCGAUCAGCUCCACGGAGAAGGUGGACUGCCUGGUGAUCAACCUGCUGGUGGAGCACGUCGCCGGCGUCAACCUGAGCCAAAGCCUGGCGGCCCAAACCCCGGUCCCUCUGGACAAACUGUGCCACUACACCGCCCAGCUGCUGGCCGCGCUCGACUACCUUCACUCCAACUCGGUGGUGCACAAGCUGCUGGGGGCCUCCAGCGUGCUGGUGGACUCGGAGGGCAACAUCCGCCUGACCGACUACAGCUUGUCCAAGAGGUUCGCCGACAUCUGCAAGGAGGACAUUUUUGAGCAGCCUCACGUGCGCUUCUCGGAGGACUCGGCGCUGCCCACCAAGGCGGGCAAGAAGGGCGACGUGUGGAACCUGGGGCUGCUGCUGCUGGCUCUGAGUCAGGGCAAAGAGGUGAAGGAGUAUCCAGUGACGGUGCCGGCCAGCCUCCCCGCCGACUUCCAGGACUUCCUCCAUAAGUGUCUGUGCCUCAACGACGCCGACCGCUGGACCACUCAGCAGCUGCUGGACCACCCGUUCCUCAAACCACCUUCUCCCAAAAACCUGCCGCAGUAUCAGGACAACAGCCCAGAAGACCUGGCAGAGGACUUUCCGUCAUCAGUUCUCCCACGAAGCCACAUCCUCAACGCUCCGUUCAGUUCGGGGUUGCAGAGACAGUUUUCUCGCUACUUCAAUGAAUUCGAGGAGCUGCAGCUUCUGGGGAAAGGAGCUUUUGGGGCUGUCAUUAAGGUUCAGAACAUGCUGGACGGCUGUUACUACGCCGUGAAGCGCAUCCAGGUCAACCCAGCCAGCAAGCACUUCAGGCGGAUCAAAGGCGAGGUCACUCUGCUGUCGCGGCUGAACCACGAGAACAUCGUCCGCUACUACAACGCCUGGAUCGAGCGGCACGAGACGCCGUCCCUGGGCGCGCUGAGCGUCACCGACAGCUCCGAGCCGCCGAGCACGGCCGACAAGCCCCCCCGGCCCGGGGAGCAGCCGCGGCGCCUCAACGAGCUCGGCCUCCCCGACAAUGUGGAGGACGCCGCCCCGCCCCCGACCCUGUCCAGCUCCGUGGAGUGGUCCACCUCCAUCGAGAGGUCCUCCAGCGCCAAGUGCACCAGAAAUCAGUCCAGCGACGAGGAUGACGACGACGACGACGAUGAGGAAGACGUAUUCGGUGCCUCUUUUUUGCCUUCAGAUAGUGACUCCGGGAGUGGGAUCAUCUUUGAUGACGGCGAUGGAAGCACAGAUGAGAUUGUACAGGUCGAGCCGAGCAAAAGACCAGUGACUGAAGCGUCAGAGAACACAGACUCUGAUCGCCACCAUAACAUAGCACAUUAUUUGUACAUACAGAUGGAAUACUGUGAAAAAAGCACUUUAAGAGACACAAUAGAUCACGGCCUGCACCAGGAUCAGAAUCGGUUGUGGAGAUUAUUCAGAGAGAUACUCGAUGGCCUUACUUACAUCCACGAGCAGGGUAUGAUCCACAGGGACCUGAAGCCUGUCAACAUCUUCCUCGACUCACAGGAUCAUGUCAAAAUUGGAGACUUUGGCCUGGCGACAGGCCACCCAGCUAAUGUGGCCGCCGGUAAAUUUGAGAUAGAUGACAGCGGCUCGGGAGUAAUAUCCAAACCAGACCCAACAGGUAAUAUGACAGGCAUGGUGGGCACCGCCCUCUACGUCAGUCCUGAGGUUCAAGGAAACACCAAAGCCACAUACAACCAAAAAGUUGACCUGUUCAGCCUGGGGAUCAUCCUGUUCGAGAUGUCCUACAGGCCCAUGACCACGGGGUCGGAGCGCAUCACCGUCCUGAGCCAGCUGCGCGUGGAGCCAAUCCAAUUCCCAGAUGACUUUGCUUCAUAUCAGCAAGGAACGCAGAGGAAGGUGAUCGAGUGGCUGCUGAAGCACGACCCGGCCCUGCGGCCCACCGCUCAGGAGCUGCAGAAGAGCGAGCUGCUGCCUCCGUCGCAGAUGAUGGAGUCGGAGCUGCACGAAGUGCUGCACAACACCAUGGCCAACGUCAACGCCAAGGCCUACCGCACCAUGGUGGGCCAGCUGUUCGCCCAGAACAACUCCCCCGUCAUGGAUUACACGUACGACAUCGACCUGCACAAGGGCAGCUUCAGCUUCAGCGGCGCCAAAUUGCAGCAGUAUGUGUACGAAACAAUCACCAGGAUCUUCAAGAAGCACGGUGCGGUGCGGCUCCAGACGCCGCUGCUCCUGCCGAGGAACAGGAAGCUGCACGACGGCAGCGAGCCGGCCUGCUUCAUGGACCACAGCGGAAUGCUGGUUACACUGCCCUAUGACCUCCGCAUGGCGUUUGCGAGAUUUGUUGCCCGCAAUAACGUCACUCAUCUGAAGAGGUACAGCAUCGAGCGUGUGUUCCGGCCCAGGAAGCUGGACCGAGCGCACCCCAGGGAGCUGCUGGAGUGCGCCUUCGAUAUCAUCACGCCGGUGACGAACAGCCUGCUCCCAGACGCUGAGACCAUUUACACCAUCUCCGAAAUGAUCCAGGAAUUUCCUGCUCUCCAGGAGAGGAACUAUAACGUCUACCUGAACCACACCAGCCUGCUGAAGGCCAUCCUGCUCCACAGCGGAGUCCCCGAGGACAAGCUGAGCCAGGCGUCCAACAUCCUGUGCGACGCCAUGAGUGAAAAGCUGACCAAACGGGAGGUGGAGGCAAAGUUCUGCAACUUUUCGCUGUCGACCAGCUGCCUGCAGACGCUGUACAAGUACAUCGAGCAGAAGGGGAGCCUGCAGGAGCUGAGCCCGCUGCUGGCGUCCCUCACCAAGCAGAAGACCGCCGUCACCCAGCUGGCCAAGCAGGGCCUGAAGGACCUGGAGGAGCUUCCCGUGCUCCUGCGCAGACUGGGAGUGAAAUUAAGGGUGGUGGUCAACUUAGGUUUAGUGUACAAGGUGCAGCAUCACUCCGGGGUCAUCUUCCAGUUCGUGGCUUUCAUCAGGAAGCGUAAGCGCACGGUGCCGGAUAUCGUGGCGGCUGGAGGACGCUACGAUCACUUGAUCCUGGAAUUCCGGGGGCCGGCGUCCACCGUGCCGGUCCCCAGUGCGGUGGGGGCCAGCGUGGCCCUGGACAAAAUCUGUGCAGCGAUGGCCAGCAUGGAGGAGCCGCCGACAGUGAGCUCCUGCGAUGCCCUGGUGGUCCCGGUGGGUCAGUCCUCGAUGCUCAGAGCCAUCAGUGUCGUCCAGAAGCUGUGGAGCACCGGCGUCUCUGCAGACAUCGCCUACGACGUCUCACAGUCCCAGGAGACGCUGCUGGAUCACUGCAGGCUGGCCGGCAUCACAUGCAUGGCCCUGGUCUCUGACAAAGAGGGGAACUACGUUAAGGUAAAAUCAUUCGAGAAGGACAGACAGUCUGAAAAGCGCAUUCCUGAGUCCGACCUGGUGGACCACAUCAUUCAGAAGUGCAGGACCAAAUUCUCCGAUGAGAGGAACAUCAGAGAGAUCUCCGAGAGCAUGACUCUCCAGAACCCCAAAGGCUCGCAGCUCAGCAGCACAGGCUGCUCGGAGCAGCAUGGAAGCAGCGGCAGCACCAACCUGAAUGUAAAUGUCAUCAGUCCGGAGAAAGUCUCGGCGAGUGCCAGACGGCGCUAUGAGACCCAGAUCACAAGCAGAUUACAGAAUCUUGGAAGCAAUUUGCAGAACAAGAGCAGUGACAUUGAAGUUCUGGCAGUGGACCUUCAGAAGGAAACGCUGAUCAACUUCCUGGCUCUGGAGUUCGAAAGUGAAGAUCUGUUCAACAGCAGCGUGAAAACUCUGCUGUCUCGUCUCCCAAAGCAGCGGUACCUCAAGUCCAUCUGCGAGGAGAUCCACCACCUGAAGAUCACUAAAAGGGUGGCUGUGGUGGUCCUGUACAGCUACAGGGACGAUUACUACAAGAUCCUCCUGUGAAUCCUCCAGGGAUCCCAGCGCUCCGCUUCCCCUCCCGAGCCGUGCACGCUCCCACAGACGGUCUUAAUCCUCCGGACCGCCGCAAUCUGCUUCGCGACACGAUUCGUACCUUUUUUUUCCCAUUCGGAAAAUGUGAGCCCCAAAGACACACAGGUCGAUUUUCUCUUACCGGAGCCAACGGUUAUUCGACCGGACGACCCAAAGUGCAGAACUCUUUCCAGAGCUUUCUCCAUGAAAUGGUCCUACAGCAAAAGUAGAGCAGCGGUUUACGGGACUCUGUUGCCUUAGCAGAACGUUUUGAAGUGAAAGGGCUUUUUACUUAUUUGACAUAAGUAGAAGAGUUUUACAUUUCUAAUCGGUGACUGUAUGAAAAAA
Salarias fasciatus (jewelled blenny) is the source of this 5536-nucleotide messenger RNA. RefSeq names its product eukaryotic translation initiation factor 2 alpha kinase 4 (gene eif2ak4). Gene Ontology annotation, biological process: DNA damage checkpoint signaling; regulation of translational initiation by eIF2 alpha phosphorylation. Gene Ontology annotation, molecular function: protein binding; ATP binding; eukaryotic translation initiation factor 2alpha kinase activity. Gene Ontology annotation, cellular component: nucleus; cytoplasm. The record is from RefSeq and is a predicted model, not a curated record. The transcript is spliced from 39 exons. The coding region runs from base 194 to 5161 and encodes 1655 amino acids. NCBI's taxonomy places the organism in Eukaryota, Metazoa, Chordata, Actinopteri, Blenniiformes, Blenniidae.